AUGGAAGAUCCACGCGAGCCGUCGGCUUCCGCUGCGGAGCCUGGCGACGCGCCGCACGCCGCAGCGCCUUCCCCCAUGGGUUUCCCGGCACACCCCCUCCUCUCGUCUUCUGAACAGGCAGCACUGUCGACGUCGUCCUCGCCUUCUGAGACCGCGGCCGUCUCCAUGUCUCCGUCUCCCGCGGGCUCGCGUUGCCUGUCCCCCGCUGGCUCGCGUUGCCUGUCCCCCGCGUCGCGCGCCUCAGCGCCCUCGCCCGCGACCGCAGGGGCUCGCCGCGUCGGCUUCUCACAAGCGGUUGGACAUGGCGAUGACGCAGCGCCAGGGUUGGAGCGGAACCUGGAGCCUUCCUGCAGCGAGGAGAACUCCGGGCCGCGCAGACAGAGCCCGCCAGAUCGGCAAAUCUCCAGGCAGAAGUCCACGCUGAGGAGACACGACUCCAAGUACGCCCUUCAGUCCGUCCCGCGCCCGCAACUCUCGAUGAAGGCCGUCGCGGCCGCUGCGGCUGCGCAGCUGCGCGAACCAGAAGAGGGCGAGCAUGGCCAAGAAGCCCCGAGGGCAGCGGAUCUCUCGAGGAUACAGAGAGCCGGCGAGGGGGACGACCUCGAUGGCGCGGCCUCUUCGGUCACCACGGCGCCGACGCAUCAAGGCAGCGUGAUGAGCAACGACCUCGGAGGCUUCUACCGCAAGCUGUUGGGAGACGACUGGCGAGAGCAAAUCGAGGAGAUGAAUCAGGAGAAUCUUCUGGGCGCAUUCGACGAAGCAGAUGAGGAAGAGGCAGCCUCUCCUGGCGGCGCGGCUGCCGCGCACACUGCCGACGACGAUCUCAAUUUGCCCGACAAGCACCACGGAAAAGUUCGACAGAGGAUUCGAAGACGCGACGUCGUGGCCUCUCAAGAUAUCAGCGACCAGGUGGCAGACGACUUGCAUCUUGGCGAGGACGAAGAGCCAUUGAUCACGCCAGAAGACAUCGCCGAAAUUCGAGCGUCGGCGUGGAUUCCUGCUGGGGAAGGCCUGCCAGUUUUGAGCGAGAUGGAGCUUGGCUAUCAUCGCGCUUGGGACGUAGGCAAGAAGGGGUGCCUCGCCGUCAAAGUCGAUGGCAUAUGGGACUCUGCAGUCAAGGGCAACAAGAUGAGGUUUUUCGUCAUGGAUGGCACAGACGCAGAGUCGUUUCUCACUUUCUACUCCAAGUCAGAUCUGCAAGCAGCUCGCGGCAUGCAGUCAGAGAAACUUGGCAUCAUCACCGCAUGGGACAUGAGAGACGGAUACUGGAAUUACGCCAAGAAGAAGGUUUUCAUUCAGCGCUCUGACCGCAAAAAUCGCGAGUGUAUCCUGGAGGGCUUCACGACGGAAUUCUAUGACGCGAUGCUGCUGUGUAUCUGGGAGAUGUGCGUUCAAGCUGCCAUCGAACAGCUGAAGCAUCAGCGCCGCCGAGAGCGAAAUAAGAGGCGCCAGUCACUUUGUGGUGGCGGAGACGCCAGCAGCCGAGCAGUGGGUCGCGGAGCAGAAACGCGGCGUGUGUCCGCCGCUUUAGUGGCGUUUAAAGACAUUGCGCGAGGAGAAGAUGGCGGUCACUCUCGGUACCCGUCGCCUGACAGCAAGAAGGGCGUCGCAGAAAUGCGCGAGGCUGCAGCUGCCCACAGGGAAGUGAUGAAGCAGCUCUGCGCUGAGUGGCGCAGCGUCUUUAGCACGCGAAUUCAAGAGGAGUCGAAUCCUGGGCGGAGACUCCAUCGGAAGGACAGAAAGAGAGGGGAGGGCGAGAGCCCGCGGGACAUCAAGAAGCGCGAAAAAGAGGGGAAGUCCCCCCGAAUGCCGCACCAGUACAGCAUGAAGCGGACGGUGUCUCGGCCCCGGUCGCGCAAGGAUUGGCGCGAGAGAGACGAGAAAGGGAGUGCCCCGUCUUCCCCUCGAAGCGGCGCGGCAGCAGGACGUCAGAGUAGCAGAGAUGGACUCGAUGCAGCGCCGCACGACCCCGAUUCGUCGUCUUCUGUGUCGUCGGCGAGCGUGACAGGCGGCAGGAGGGAAGAUGUGACGGAAGAGGGAGACGAGGGCUCGACGGAGAAGCGCGAGACUGACCUUCGCGACGGUGAGGGGAGAUCGGAUGGCGACGAACAGAGAACAGGUGACGACGGGAGUGAGUCGGACCGGCCGGGGGGGCGCGUAGACCGGGACGGAACAGCAGGCAGCCGAGAGUUUGGAGAAAUCCGCCGACAGCUGCUCAAGUUCCAGUCACAUCAACGACAAAUGCACAGGGAGCAGUUGGUGAACGGCGGCAACAGCGGCGAAGCUCAGACUGACGGCUCUUCCUCUCAGUGGCGAGCAGGAGGGACCCGGAGAAUCAGCUCCCUUCCACUUGAGGACUUGUCUCGGCAUCAGGCCGCAGGUGUAGAAUAUCGCCAGGCGGCUUCCAUGGGGACUGGGGGGGGCAGGGGACGGAAAAAAAGCCUGGCUGCUUCAAAGCGAGGGCCGGGCUCGGCUGCGGGCGGCUACGCCAACAAACUCAGCAAGUACGAGACGCUCAAUCGCGUGCCGCCAGCGAGACCUCAGGGAAACGAGACGCCUCUUCUUACUCCUGGCGAAAAGACUCCAAGAGAUCCGGAGGACGAGCGGCCUAUGUUCGGGUAG
Molecule: messenger RNA, 2622 nt
Organism: Besnoitia besnoiti
Lineage: Eukaryota; Apicomplexa; Conoidasida; Eucoccidiorida; Sarcocystidae
Exons: 7
Coding region: 1-2622 (873 amino acids)
Source: RefSeq, a predicted model, not a curated record